GAGUGGAAAUCUAAAAUGGCGGCUAACGUUUAUGUUAUGCUGCUGUUCAUCAGUUCUGUCCUUUUUGUGUGUAUCCAGUCGUUUCAAGCAACUAGUGAUGUAAAAUGUUCUCUUCGAAGCGUGAGCUUUGAACAUAAAGUGUGCGUCUGCAACUCUUCGUAUUGUGAUACCACUCCCACAGUGGAGCCUGUUCCCAAAGGUCAAUACAUUGUGUUCACCACGUCAAGAAAUGGACUAAGACUUGACAAGAAAGUGCUGAAGGCCGUGAAUGUUUCCAAAAGUGCUGUAUUCAAAAUCGACACCAAGACAAGGAGACAAAAGAUCAUAGGAUUUGGUGGUGCAUUUACAGAUGCUGCUGGAAUCAAUAUUGCAAGCUUGCCAAGUGAUGCACAAAAAAAACUUAUUUCAUCAUAUUUUGCAAAAGAUGGCAUUGAAUACACUGUUGGACGUGUACCUAUGGCAAGUUGUGACUUCUCCACCCACCCUUACUCUUAUGAUGAUGUCGCUGGUGAUCUCACUUUAUCCAAGUUUGCUCUGGCUCCGGAGGAUCUCAAAUACAAGAUCCCCUUCAUACAACAAGCCAAGACCCUGAGCCCGAACCCAAUCCGCAUGUUUGCCAGUCCGUGGAGUGCUCCUGCCUGGAUGAAGACCAACGACAACAUGACUGGCAAAGGGUCACUCAUUGGAGAACCUGGUGGCCAGUAUUACAAGGCAUGGGCCUUAUAUUAUGUCAAGUUUUUACAGUUUUAUCAGCAGCACAAUAUCUCAUUUUGGGGUCUAACUACUCAGAACGAACCAAUUGAUGGCUUGCAGCAAAAUUUCCCUUUCCAAGCCCUGGGAUUUACCCCGGAGACUCAACGUGAUUUUGUUAAACUCGAUCUUGGGCCAGCAUUACACACUGCUGGAUUUGGGAAUGUCAGUCUCAUGAUGUUGGAUGACCAGAGAUUGCUAAUUCUGGACUGGACAAAAGUCGUCCUGUCUGACCCAGAAGCCAGUCAGUAUUUAUCUGGAGUAGCUGUCCACUGGUAUUCAGAUUUUCUUGUACCUUCAGACGUCUUAACGAAGACUCACACUAAUUUCCCUGACAAGUUCAUUUUUGCAAGUGAGGCUUGUGAAGGGUCAAUGCCAUGGCAAAAGCAUGUGGAACUGGGCUCAUGGGAGCGAGCUGCCAGCUACACAAAAGAUAUCAUCACGGACCUCAACAACUGGGUCACAGGUUGGACUGACUGGAACAUUGCUUUGGACAUGACAGGUGGCCCCAACUGGGUAUCCAAUUUUGUGGACAGUCCCAUCAUAGUCAAUGCUGAGAAAAAAGAGUUUUACAAACAGCCAAUGUUUUAUGCCCUAGGACAUUUCAGCAAGUUUCUUAGACCCGGCUCUGUCUGGGUCAAGGUUGAAUCAUCAGAGAGCAUUCCAGGGAUUGAAAUAACAGCAUUCUACAGACCAGAUAAUUCGCUUGCUGUUGUCAUCCACAAUUUGGGCAUCGAUACGGUGGAGCUAACCUUGACAGAUGAUGGUUCAGCAUUCUACCCGGUGACCUCUCCAGGCUACUCUAUACAAACAGUUCUCUGGUGGUGAUGUGAGAGUAAAAUAUUAGUAAUGCUAGAGAUGGACAUAUCCAACGGACAAAAAGGAAGAAAAAAGAAUUAAAAAUAGAGGUCUAGGAAAAAAGAGGAAAUCUUAGUAUCUUUCAGUGUAGGUAUGGUACUUAGGUUGCAUUUUUUAAAUGUCCUCUGACAUUUAUUUCACCACAGCUCAGUCUCUGUUAAUGUGCACUAUUCUCAGGGCAUUUCACAGGGAUAUCUUGUAGAUUGCUAAUCAGCCGUAUCUCCCAAACCUCAGUGAAUAGAUGCAUAAAACAAGAUUUACACAGUCGAAUCUACUCUAAUGACCACUUGUCCAAGAUAAUUACCUGUACAAACAACCAAUUCCCACCGAUAAUGACUUUAUCCAAGAGGACGACCAUCUAAGAUGACCUCUUUUCUCCUGGACAAUACAUGCUUGUUUUAGACAAGUUCAAUAUACUUAAUUGUACUUUUAGUUUUAAUGCCUUUGAAUGUUGUUUACAUGAAUAACAAUUAAAUUUUUUUUGUGUGCAAUGGAAAUGGGGGGGGGGGGGGGGGCUUGAGCUUUGAGAUCAGAUGGUGUGCCCGAGGGAUAACUAUCAAAUCAAUCACCAUCUCAAUUUUUUUUUAACAUGCAUUUUGUUUGUUACCUUCGCAUACUUUUUUUUACUAAAGAAUUCCUAAUGAGAGGGGAGUGGGUAAAAUGCUGAAAAAAAAAGAAAUAGAACUAUAACUUGUCUAGCACUUGUCCUGAUAUUGCCAUGGUUUUCAUUUACUAGAGAUUUUUUACUCUAAUGUCAUUUGUUAAGGUCCCAGAAUUUUCAUGUUGGAGAAGCAGAACUUGGGCUUUCAUAUGCUAUAUUAUUUCAUGUCGUUACUUUUUUUUUAAUACAAAGAAAUGAGUGCUCCAAUCCUGUUGGUGUUGUGUACACCUCAGGCAGGUUAGGAGAUAUAAAUCACAGUCUCCUGUCUUACCAAGAGGAGAUGGAAACUCUCCAUGUUCACCUGGGUUGGGGUGUCAUUUUCCUUCCAAACUUGCAAUGUUUUCUGUCCAGCUCUUUUGUGCUAAUUGGUCGAUAGAAGGUGCUGUCCAACAAUUGAGAAAUAAACAAUCAAAAUGGUAGUGUGGGAUCUUCCUUUUUAAUCAGAUGAGGGGUGGGGGGGAUGAUCUGAGUACUCUCAGAAUUGUGUACAUGUCAAUGUAAUUUUGGGUCUAUGUAAAUCAUUUCAUCUUGCUGUUGUAUGCGAUGUUUGUCUUUUUCUUGUUUCUUCGUCAAAAUGUAGUGGAUAUUGCUUAAUUUCUAUAAUAUAUUAGGGAUACGCAAAAGAAACAUCAGUUUCACCAGCAAUAUCAUCUAUCUAUUUCUCACCUUCUUUCUUCAAUGGGAUCCAACAUUUCUAAAUACAGCUGAACUAGUUUCACUUGUACAAUAUAAUAUGCUGGAAUAAAGACACUUGCUAAAAGAAUUUUCUAUUUAUAACGAAUAAGCCAUUGUAACUCAUUUUCCCUCUGAAGAAUAGAUUAUGAACAUAUUCUGUCCCUAUCAUUAGACCACGCUAUGCUAGUCAUUUCAUUAUUUUAUUGUUAGACAAGUGACUUCUGGGUGUUGCAAGCAUCCCCUCCCCUCUCUUCUUUCCUAAUUAUAAUAUUGCAAACACACAUCAUGCUUCUGAACAUUCCGCGUUCUGCCAAUACAAUGUGUGGCCUAAGCUUGUGCUUGCCAGUUAUAUCUAAAUUUAAAACACAUCACGCUGGCAGUGAGGUGUGUAGUAGUAGGUCCACUUGGUGCGGCCUCACAUAUCGCUGGUUUUAGUCGUGGCUUUACAGUCCGGUCUUCGGCUGCAGACCCAUAAACACAGUUAUUAAUAACUAGCUGAACCCCCUUUCGAUGAAAGGAAUGAUCUGUGCAUUGACAUAAACUGAAAGUCAUUGGUCAACUAUAUUUACACUCUACCGGAAUGGAGCAAUAAAUCUUGAGAAAUGCAAAAAAUUAGAAGGCCUAGAUCUAUACUCUCGACACAAAAUGCGCCUCACGAAAUAUCACUUCCGGCACUUCCACUGUGAAGGCCACCUUGGCAGGUUUGUUUCGUUUCUCAGUGGAAUAAUCCCAAAGGCCAAAGAAGGACGAGAACAUUUUGUCAAAUAUAUUUUUCUAAAUUCA
Molecule: messenger RNA, 3727 nt
Organism: Aplysia californica (California sea hare)
Lineage: Eukaryota; Metazoa; Mollusca; Gastropoda; Aplysiida; Aplysiidae
Product: lysosomal acid glucosylceramidase
Exons: 10
Coding region: 16-1578 (520 amino acids)
Biological process (GO): glucosylceramide catabolic process
Molecular function (GO): glucosylceramidase activity
Source: RefSeq, a predicted model, not a curated record